This is a messenger RNA of Hydra vulgaris (swiftwater hydra), 678 nucleotides long. RefSeq names its product ATP-dependent DNA helicase PIF7-like. Gene Ontology annotation, biological process: telomere maintenance; DNA repair; DNA replication. Gene Ontology annotation, cellular component: replication fork. Gene Ontology annotation, molecular function: DNA helicase activity. NCBI's taxonomy places the organism in Eukaryota, Metazoa, Cnidaria, Hydrozoa, Anthoathecata, Hydridae. The record is from RefSeq and is a predicted model, not a curated record.
AUGGGUGGAGACUUAACACAAAUACUUCCAGUUGUGAAAAGAGGUCGACCAGCUGAAGUUGUAGAAUCAUGUUUAAAAUGUUCUGAACAUUGGCAGUAUGUGCAAAGGUUUUCAUUAACUGAAAAUGUGAGGGUUCAGAUAGGAGAAGAGGAAUUUUCUCAAUGGCUUCUAAAGCUUGGAAGUGGAACUUUACCUGUCAAGCCUGAAGAUCUUUUGCGAGGGUGUAUUGAAAUACCUGAGCAGUGCUUUGUAAACGAUAACGAAUUUAUUGUGGAAAAGAUUUUUGGUGGCACAGAGGAAGCUGAUUAUGCUAAUUGUGCUAUUUUAACACCAACAAAUGUUGAUUCAUUGGCAAUAAAUGAAGAAGUCCUUAAUCGUUUACCUGGUGAUACUAAAAUUUUCUUAAGUUCAGAUAGCAUUGAAACUGAUGAUCAUAAUGAAAUUUAUAAUUUUCCAGUCGAGUUUUUAAAUAGUUUGACUCCAUCAGGUAUGCCUGUUCAUUGCCUAAAAUUAAAAAUAGGUGCUAUUGUAAUGCUACUUAAAAAUUUAGAUCUUAAAGGCGGACUUUGUAAUGGAACACGUUUGAUGGUACGUGCACUGCACAACAAUUAUAUUGAUGGACAGGUUCUAACAGGGGUAGCAGCUGGUAACAGGAUCUUUGUUCCUCGAGUUCAAUAG